This is a messenger RNA of Rhodamnia argentea, 838 nucleotides long. Its product is annotated as cucumber peeling cupredoxin-like. NCBI's taxonomy places the organism in Eukaryota, Viridiplantae, Streptophyta, Magnoliopsida, Myrtales, Myrtaceae. Gene Ontology annotation, cellular component: plasma membrane. The record is from RefSeq and is a predicted model, not a curated record. The transcript has 2 exons. The coding region runs from base 231 to 731 and encodes 166 amino acids. Gene Ontology annotation, molecular function: electron transfer activity.
AAUCAGUCUUUGCCACCUUCUCGCUCAUGCCUCUUUGAUACCCAUUCUUUAUCUGUGAUUCCCAUUUCUAUUUAUACCCCCGAAGAGCUGCAUCGGUUUCAAAUCAUCCUGCAUAGUUCCUAGCUACCAGAAGUUGCAGUUGUGGAAGAAGAUUUUGAGGGUGUUUGAAGCAUUUUGGGUUUGUGAAUUGGUCAGGGACGACCUGGUGAACACGCUUUGGGAGAAAAAAGAUGGGGAGAGGCGCCGUUUCCGCGGGCUUCUUGGCCAUCGCAAUGCUGGCCUGCCUCGGGGGCGCGGCGACGGCGACGGAGUACGUCGUCGGCGGUAGCCGAGGUUGGACUGCGCCGCCCAACAUCACGGCUGGGUAUUACGACGAGUGGGCUGCCGGCAAAGCUUUCACGGGCGGCGACACUUUGAGGUUUAUCUGGAAUGGAAGGCACAACGUCGCGGUCGUCAAUAGAGAAGAAUACGACAGCUGCACAAAAGUGAGCUCAGUUUCUCAAGGAGGCGAAACAUUCAAUUACACGCUUCCGGCAGACGCAAAUGGCCUGUACUACUUCAUUUGCACCGUUGAUUCCCAUUGCGAAAAUGGGCAGAAGCUUGCCAUUACCGUUGUCAGCCCAACCCCAGCCGAGUCACCGAAUAGCUCGGGUUCUUCCUCAUCCGCUGUCGGCGCCUUACCCGUGCUGGUUCUCUUAUCAUCAAGCAUUAUCUCGAUGCUUAUGAACUAAAUUCAGGUCAUAGAGACGGACGAUACUGUAAUUUUAACCUUUUCUGAUUAUUCAUAUUCGUGUCUAGUAUGGAAUAAAAAAGAGUUGUCGUGUACGUUUUAGUGAGC